GUCGGUCCCAGCGCGACCCGUCAUGCGCACUGCUUGUUACGCACCGCGCGCGCUCGACGAAACGAAUUUAUCGAAAUAUUCGAAUCAAUACGUUGACUAACGGUUUUUAAGGCAAAUAUAAGCGACAAAAACUGUGCAGUGCUAGUUUCAGUGCCGAUACGACUGUCGAAACUGUUUUUAUUUCAUGUUUACUAAUUUUACUUCUGUCGGCGUCCGCUAGAUCGAUAAUUGUGUUAAUCCCGAUCGUUUUAAUUAAGUGUGAGCGUUCCUUUAAAGGUGAAUAAUGAAGAUGUAAUAUGAUGUUCUUAUAGAACUAAUUAAGGUAAUUGAUGAACAUGUGAAUGGAAUGAUUUUGAUCAAAUUCUAAUUAAAUCAGUGAUGGUGUUGAUUAGCGAUGCCAGACUGGCGAUACAACGUGCUAUCUACGAGCGAGGCGUACAUCAGCGCUGAGGCUGUGUCCCAGCCAGCGUGCGAUCCCCUGGCCGCCAGCUACCCGCGCCGCGCAGACCGUUCCAGGCCUCCACAUACCUGCCCUUACACAACUAUAUUCCUUGCUAACCGUGGCAAUAAUCCGCCCUGUCGCAUACCCACCUUAAAAACCGAUGGUGCAGAUCCAUACGGCGAUGUUUACUCCGUGGAUCGCUCUUCGAAUCUCACCGAUACUUCAAGUUUUGCUCGAUAUGAAGACUGUCGUUCCCAAGAAGACGAAAGUGUAUUGUUGAAUGAUGAAUUAAUUAACGAAACGAUAUCGAACCCCAAUAUAAAGCUGCACGUACAAAAAGUGCCAUAUAGUACGUCUAGUGUAUUUUACGUGACUGCGAAAAAGGAUGUAACCAACAACGAGGUACAGGGAAAUGAUUUGUUUUUAGUGGAAGGAUCAGAUUCAGAUGCGCUAUCAUCAUGCACGUGCGAUAGCUUUGAAAGGUGUGAAUUCGAUUGCAGAGAUUUUGAACCAUUCUCAGACACUUGUUGUUGCGACCCACUCAGUGAUGGCAUGUGUAGUCGCAGUCCAAAAGAUGUUGAUUCACCAGAGCACUUUUGCGAUAAAGCGGCGGAUGAAGAUGGGUUAUCCACCCGGAGUGAUAUGGACGGACUGGAUCUAGCUCUAUUCGAACCGGCGCAAUCUGAUUCAAAUGGAUGUGGAUUUAAGACUUCGGGGCACAAUACUGCGUCUGUUACAACUGCUUUAUGUGGGAUACUGUACGCCUUACCGGAUACUAGUAAAGACGGCGCGCCGAGUGCAGCGAGUGGGGCCGCGCUGGGGGUGCCGCCGUCCUGGGAGCCGUUCUACUGCGUCCUGCAGCAGGACCGUCGCACCCUCACUGCCUACACCAGCGAGGAACUUGCUUCUUUUCCUGGAUUCUAUGUGGAUAAGGUUGCCAAUAACAACGGCGAGUACACAACUCGGAGUCUUCCUAGAGUGAGAUUAGAUGGUGGAAACGCGGGGAAUGCAGGAGUACGACUACGGUGCUGGGCGGCGCCACCUUCCAUCACCGAAGAGGAGGCAGAAGAUGAAAUCGAAGAAGAUGCCGUUUCUUUACGAGCUAUCCCUGUUCAAGACACGUCAUACGAGAAAGCAUGUCGGCGGGGAUCGGCGCCGAGCACACCGGUGCCAGGGGCACAGGCUCAGCACAGCCCUUCACGGCUUGCGUCCUUCUUCUUCUCGAAGAGGUCUUUUCGCAGCAACCCACUGAAGAGAACCAAAUCAGCCACAAAGUUGGAGAGAGAACGAGCUUUGGCGGCAGUGCCUACACAUCCAACCAGUCAUGCUUUACGGACGUCAAGAUCUCACGAAAGCCUUCUGUCAGCACACUCGCCCGCCGUGUCCACAAUGGACUUGGGACCGCCUAAUCAAGUAGAAAUACGCGCACUUCACUCUUCAGUGCUGGGCCGGCCACAUUGCUUCGCUCUCAGCGCAGAGAACCGGGCGCCUCGCUACUUCGCCUGCGCCUCGCGAAAAGAACGGGACCGCUGGAUAUACAGCUUGCGGCAAGCAGCACGGCCGGAUGAGGUACGCACGCGGCGCUGCGAGCGGACCGUCAAGCUGUGGCUGCUCGAAGCGAAGGCUAUACCGCCCAAGAAGCGGUACUACUGCGAGAUUUUGCUCGACGAUACGCUUUACGCAAGAUCGUCAUCGAAAUUAAAGAGCGAGCUAUGUUUCUGGGGCGAGGUGUACGAAUUCAGCGGACUGCCGGCUGUGGGCAACAUCCAUGUGAACGUGUAUCGCGAGCCCGAACGGCGCGCGCGCAAAAGGGACAAGCACGCCCUAGUCGGUACAGUUCGCAUCCCGGUCGACGACGUAUCGUCGCGAUACCUCAACGAGCGGUGGUACCCCUUGUCGGAGGGCGACAAACCGCAGUCGCCGGGCGGUCGCGCCCCUCCCGCGCCGGCGCCGGCGCUGCGCAUCAAGUGCCGCUAUCAGUGCGUCGAUGUACUGCCAUUGGACCACUACGCAAGAUUCCUUGAGUACUUGAAGAGGAACUAUAGACGACUUUGUGAAUAUCUUGAACCCGUUAUCGGAGUCAAAGCAAAGGAGGAUAUAGGCUGUGCCCUGGUGCUAUGCAUGGCGGGCGCCGGUCUCGCGCCGCGUUACCUUGCGGACGUGGUGGCGUUAGACGUGCGACGAACCGGCGACCACUCCCUCACCUUUCGGGGCAACUCGCUCGCCACCAAGAGCAUGGAGGCUUACCUGAAACUUGUCGGUGAUCAGUACCUGCAGGACACUUUAGGCGAAGCAGUAGCGACCGCGGCGGGUCCGGGUGCGGCGGAAUGUGAAGUGGAUCCACUGCGGGCGGGUAGCGGUGCGGCUUUGCGGAGGCAGCAGGCCGCCCUGCGGGACGCCGUCACGCUCGCGUGGCGGGCCAUCGCAGCGUCGGCUCCGAGGUUCCCGCCGCCACUCCGAGACUGCUUCGCUACCUUUCGUGAAAGAUUGACAUCCAUGGGGCGAGAAGAUAUUUCCGAUAAUUUGAUCAGUGCAUCUAUUUUUCUACGCUUCCUGUGUCCAGCUAUUUUAUCUCCGAGUCUCUUUGGUAUCAUUCACGAAUACCCGAAUGAGCGGGCGGCGCGUAACCUGACGCUGGUGGCGAAGACGCUGCAGACGCUGGCUAACUUCACACGCUUCCAGGGCAAAGAGGCCUUCAUGGAGUUCCUCAACGACUUCCUCGAGCUUGAGGCUCCCAACAUGAAGUCCUUCUUGAGAGCCAUAUCUUCACGACCGCUAGAGCAGCAACAGCAACAAAUCCAACAACAACAUCAAGAAGGCAGCAAUCGGAAUUCGUCCACCUCCCAGGGGUCUACCGCGGGAUCGGAAGGUUCCCGUGGGGAGUGUCCUCCAGCUGUUGAAGUGGAUCCAGAAUGGGCGCCACACGUCGAUCUUGGCAAGCAGAUGGCCACGCUACAUGCAUUGCUCGUGGAUAGUCUGCCGAAGUUACCUGCUGGCAGGAUACAGGAGCUAGAUCCAUUGUCCGAUAUCCUGGAUGAAUUGAGCAAGAGGCUACUAAGCAACGACAUCGGACCUGCGCCGCCUAUUACUGAUAAUAUAUUCAGGUUCAACGAUCCAACGUGCAACUCGUCAAUCAAACCAAACAACACAGAGGUUACGACUAACGGCCAAGCGAACAACUUUGCCCACAGUUCGCCAAUUAUGAAUAAGAACGGCAUCCAGUUCAACAUCAGCCCUUCUAAAUCUAACGCAGAAGAAUCCAAGUACAAAGGAUCUUACGUCGGUGUCGCUAAAUCGCCUAGCUUCAACUUACGGUCAGCGACGCUUCCAAGAAAUGGGUACGGAUCGAGCCCAGCCAAUCAAAACGUGAACCCUGAUAGGUACAGCUCACAAUACAACAAUCAAGAACACUGCGUAAAUCUGAAGGUCGUACAAAUUGGCUUCAGUUCAGAUCAAUAUCCAAAAGGCACCAACAAUAGUGUUAAUGAAAGUUUGGAAAGAAGAUUCCAAGACAGAUACAAACCAAAUAAUUAUAACAAUCAACAGAAUAAUUUCCAUAGCUCUAAUUAUAACGGCACUGAAAGAUCUCCCAGCAGCGACAGCAUCAAUCACAACUAUUGCACCAGUGACAUGCAAAACAUCAUUAAAGACACUGCGACACUCGAAGAACUAUCGGAUCUCUUAAAGUACGCUGACGAUUCCGACAUUGUAGAAGACAAACUCAUAAUGAACAAAAAGAAUUUGGCACAGUCAAAAUCUAAUAACAAUAAUAAUAUCGCAAAUGGAAAUAAAGUAAAUUACACAAACAACGGUUCGAAUGUGUCUAUCAGUGGAUUAUCAAACGUCGCCAGCUCUGGUUACCAAAGCAUUGCUACCUACAGCCAAAGUUCUAGUCCCAUCGAAAACUCAACGCAUCCUCAUCAACCGUAUGAGAACGGAGGACAACCAAUGAGCCGAUACUCGCAGCUAAACUACCAAAAACAGAGAGACAAGCAGUAUUACGAUAGCAAAAACGAAAAAUUCUAUCCAAAGAGCCCAGUACAACAGAAAAUUGAGUACGACAUUCAAAAGUAUGGCAUACAAAAUUUCACAACGGCGGACAACGCACAAAACAACACGAAUGCUAUUUCAAAGAUAGCUCCCUUAGUAUUUACGAAUCCUGUGUAUAACAUGGACGACAACCGUCAACCGCAGGAGAAAAAGAGGAACAAUGAAAACAGAAACUCAAAACGAUGUUCGUGUGGCUCAUCCAGUUCAUCGAUAGAUGAGGAGGGUUUGAGCACAGACAACGUCGAAACUAACUCCGAAGAAGGUUCCAACAAUUUCAACGAUGAUGGUAGAAACUAUGACCAGCAGAACCAUAACAAUACCCACCGAAAACUUACUAGAGAUAAUUGUAACUAUGAAGACUUGUACCCGAGGAGCAAUCACAGUCAUUCCCCGAGGCUUAGAGACGAUGAAUCAUCGAGCAACUCACCCAGUCUGCGGAAGAGUAGCAAGACUCGAAUGCCCAGGACGAACCCGAUGCUCUCUUAUUCUACAAACCAAAAUCAAUUGAAUCUGAAGCAUUUCGGACAGCGAGGCGAAUCAAUAUAUGAAAGUAAGCCUCAUCAUAUCUCAACCGAUUCUGGUUAUCCUAUGAGCAGAUCAGACUCCAACGUGGAAGAAGUGAACAAAGAAAUGUAUCGGUUACAAAUAUCUCGAAGUCAGAAAGCAAUGUAUAACAUGGAAAGUGCGAAGGGUUCGCCCGAGAAGUACUCUAUUACGGAAAGUACAAUUCCAGAGACCAAUUAUCCACUGGAUAGGACGUACUCGGGAGCGAAAAUGUCGAGUAGCAGAUUGAACGAAGAUGUGGAGAGACACUUUGGGGGAAGAGAGCGAAGGGAGUCGCCUUCACGAGUAUUCAGUCGGGAGUCGCAGUCUAGUGAGGCCAGUGACCGCGCGCAAGUACGCAGCGACAGGGAAGUAGGAGGCCGCGACAAACUGCAGCGGCGGCUUAGCCUCGAGUCCAAGCGAGACCUCACCGACAGCUCAGACGAGGUCGAAGACACGUUGUACAGUACUACAGGAAGGCGACGCGCAUCCAAACAUCACAGAACUAUUGAACAGUAUGAACGAGAAAUCGAGAGGCUAAAGUGUUCAGUAGAAUUACUGCGUGGAAGAUUGCCAACGGAACCUGGACAAGACCAUACCGAUGCCAAGAUGAAGGCUAUAAUCUCAAGAUUAAUAUGCGUGGAGGAAGAGCUGCGCCGCGAGCAGCGCAAAAUGGCGGCGGCGCUAUCGCACAAGCAACGCGUAAUAGAAGCGCAGGAGCAUCGCAUCGCAGCGCUUGACGAGGCUAACACGCGCCUGCUUUCCGCGCUGGUGCACCUGCAGCAACGUGCACCUGCGCCCAGCCACACCGCACACCCCUCGCACCCCUCGCACCCUUCGCAUCAAGAGCUGCAGAUCUAGUUCGUCGUCCAGAGGAUUAGUCUAAAAACGUUAAGAAUGAAGUAGGUGUCACAUCACUGAACUUUUUAUUGGUCAGUUUGGUUUCCUGAACAGUGUCUUAACGUGCAUCGAAAUAAUAAGCUCGAGUUAUAGUAGUAGCGUGAGAACCUGAACGUAAAGGUAUAAAGGUUCGAGACUUGACGUAUAAGAAUUUGAAGACGUAUUUAACCCGCAGAUGUUAACUUGACUACUGUGUUAAAAUAUAACUAGGUACCCAUAAUGUUUCUGUGAAUCGUCUAAUAACGUUAAAAAUUCGUAAGUUGGCAGUCUUAAAACUAUUUUCUACUAUUUAAUUUUGGAAGGAAAAUGAUUAUCAAAAUUUUAUCUUCAUUUACUUCAAAACGUAAUGUUGAGCACAACCAAUAUUUUGGAAAAUUACUUACUAUCGAAAAUGCAUUUAUAACUUACCAGUAUAUUUUUCUAUAUAUUUUAACGUCCUUGUAUGAUAGCUGUGAAAUGUUUUAUUUAUAACAACAUUAUCUAACGUGCUUAGUAAUCUGAAUCACAAUAUUGCCAUGUGUUGUUGGUGUAAAGUGGAAUGAGAUGCUUUAAAUGACAUUACUUAAUUCGUUUCCAAUCAGUAUUCUUAAAUAUAACCCGUAAAUGUUUGCAUCCUGUUUGUUUUGUUUUUUGUAACGAUGAUACCAAAGACAAUUGAUUAUCCCUUAGACUAGAGUUGUAGUGGUUGAACCACGCACACACUACAAUUAUAACCCUAGCAUUGUAUUAAAAGAAAAUAUUAUAGCUUUUUUAUAAUAAUACAUAGCUAAUAUAAGACUUGUAUGAUAAUACCGUAGAGAACAUUUUAGUCUGUAGUGCGUAAUUGUGGUACCGACGAAAAUAAAUAAUAUUUUUAAUACUUUUGCUGUAAUUACUAUACGGACAACUAGUGUUGUGGGGCAGAUAUUAAAAAAACAAAAGAGUGUCGUGUUAUUCAAUAAUUUUCGAACUUCCUCUGUGAACAAUACAAUUUAAUGUUUUUUCUCAAUUGAUCAUAGUUAUUGUGUAAUUACAACUAACUGUCUUACAGUGAAAUAUUAAUUUUAAGAUUUACUUUAUGUAAGUAUACCUAAUCAAGUAGGUAUGCGUUAUUAUCCCAUUAAAUUAUAAAAUACAU
Molecule: messenger RNA, 7052 nt
Organism: Hyposmocoma kahamanoa
Lineage: Eukaryota; Metazoa; Arthropoda; Insecta; Lepidoptera; Cosmopterigidae
Gene: raskol
Product: probable Ras GTPase-activating protein
Exons: 20
Coding region: 395-5896 (1833 amino acids)
Biological process (GO): regulation of GTPase activity
Source: RefSeq, a predicted model, not a curated record